AUGCAAUUUAGGACUUUUAUGGAUCAAGAUCGGGAACAACUGAUCGUUCCUGAUGUUAGAAACGUGCUUCAAGAGUCUAUAGAAAAUUUAAAAUGCGAACUCGACAUGUCAUGGUUGGGUAUCGUCAAAAAGAACAUUGAAAUUGUGGCUAAUGAGGUCAAGACGGUUAAACAUACGUUAGAUGUAACCAAAGCAAUGAAGAAAGGACUUGAACAAGAUAACCUAACUCCAGAACAGCGUGGAGAACUCAAAUCAUUAGUUACAGAGACAAAGACUAAAGGGGCUGAUAAAGAUAAUUUUUUAUUCAAAGUUAGAGGUCCCAUAGGCCGUCGGAGAAUUGUCGAAUUCCCCAAAAAGGUUCCUCCAUUAAAUUAG
Helobdella robusta is the source of this 375-nucleotide messenger RNA. RefSeq lists its product as hypothetical. Bases 1 to 375 code for a protein of 124 amino acids. The transcript is spliced from 2 exons. The record is from RefSeq and is a predicted model, not a curated record. Lineage: Eukaryota; Metazoa; Annelida; Clitellata; Rhynchobdellida; Glossiphoniidae.